AUGGGUGAAGCUACAUUAUCAGCGAAAGCGCGAGCAGAAGAGAUUCAAUCGACUCUAGAUCCUAGCAUACCAAGUCUGAUAAAAGUCAUGCUUGAAUCACACGUUGUUAAAGGUUUUUGGCUAGGGGUUCCGACUAAGUUUUGCGAAGCUUUUAUGCCGAAAGUUAGAAUUAAAAUGACAUUGGUGGAUGAGAAAGGAAAAAACUAUAAACUAAAUUACAUUCCUGAAAAAACCGGACUUUCCGGUGGAUGGAAAGGGUUUUCUGUGGAUCACAAAUUAAGAAUUGGAGAUGCAGUGCUGUUCCAACUGGUUGACCUUAUGACAUUUAAGGUUGUCAUUGUUAAGGGAAAUGGUGUUGCGGACACUGAUGGGGGACAAGAUAUUGAUGAUGGUCUAACCCUUCUGCAACUGAAAGCGCGGGCGCAGAGAAGAACUCCAGGCGAUGCGUGUAAGGAAUUGAAGCGGGAGACUAAAACUGUUGCAAAGCGCCAACGUGUAGGCGCUGCUGGCAAGAAUUUGAAGCCGGAGGAAAAACCUGCAGAGAAACGCCGCAGGCGUGCUCCUUCAUCUGUUAUUCACGAUGAAAAUAGAAGUCAGAAGCAACCUGAUGAUGACAAUGGUGAUGCGGUAGAUUCAGUGGUUGGAGAUUUUGAGAGUUUCACGAAAAUCGUUAAGGAUUUGGUUGGAGAUUCUAAAUUGCCAGAGGAUGUAUUGGAGAAAUAUUACAAGCUAUGCUGCACCCAUAACUCGUUCCUUCAUGCAAAUCUUCUUCCCGGCUGCAAUUCUAAUUUAGUUGCUGGUAUGAUUAUCGCAACUGUGGAAAUUGUUCACGGCAUCAGGUCUUGCAAACUUCGCGACACUUUGAAUGGUGAGGUGGCCGUCUGGAAAAAUAAAUUGGAAGCCUUUGAGAAGCUUGGCAUGAGCGUGGAUUUUGUAUUUCCUAGGUUAAACCAACUUCAGAAACUAUCCGAAAAGGCACUGAUAAGGCAUCAAUAUCAACAAAUGUAUCCAGAAUGA
Molecule: messenger RNA, 1017 nt
Organism: Papaver somniferum (opium poppy)
Lineage: Eukaryota; Viridiplantae; Streptophyta; Magnoliopsida; Ranunculales; Papaveraceae
Product: B3 domain-containing protein Os01g0234100-like
Exons: 4
Coding region: 1-1017 (338 amino acids)
Molecular function (GO): DNA binding
Source: RefSeq, a predicted model, not a curated record